Messenger RNA from Botrytis deweyae, 981 nucleotides. RefSeq lists its product as uncharacterized. NCBI's taxonomy places the organism in Eukaryota, Fungi, Ascomycota, Leotiomycetes, Helotiales, Sclerotiniaceae. The record is from RefSeq and is a predicted model, not a curated record. The coding region runs from base 1 to 981 and encodes 326 amino acids. The transcript has a single exon.
AUGAGGCUGACUGAGGUAUUGAGCUGUCCUCGUUCCACGCUCACUCGAGGUGGUAUACUCCUGAACAAGAUCUCCCCUAUCGUUGGUGUUUUCUCGGGAACUAUAAGGGUUUUGCAGGAAGUCGUUGCCACGGUACCUCCUCAACAAGGGCCGCCAUUGCCUCAAGAGCACCAUAUCUCCCAAGAAGAAUUACAAAGGCUGCUCGAUAUACCACUGAUGAGUGGUGUGUCAGAAAGCUAUAUUCAACAAACCAACCAAGAUCUAGCGCACGCCUUCAGAUCUAAGCAGCAGUUUGAAAUAGCAGGCCAAGAGUUGCCCGAACUUAUCACAAAAUCUUCACAGUUUAGACAAUGGCUAGUCAACCCAGUAUCUAGAGAGCUUCUCAUCCAUGGGAAUGGAUUAUCCGAGCCGACAUCUCCUCUUACUUUCUUCUGCUCCCUGUUGAUCAAGAAUUUGAUCAGUAUGGACCGCUUCCGUACCGUCUUCUUCUUCUGCGGAUCUCAUACACGAUCAUACGACCCCUAUUCCGGAGGCAUUUCAAUGAUCAAGAGCUUUCUCGCGCAAUUACUUUCACAGGACCAGUUCGAUUUGAAAUUCCUAAGUCUUGAUGACAUCGAGCAGAUUAAGGCAAACAAUCUUAACGCGCUCCGAUGGCUUUUCAAGACUCUAGUGCAAGAUUUGGAAAGAGAAGUAACCUUGUUCUGUAUCAUUGAUGGCAUAGAUUUUUACUGUGAUCAUCGUGGCCCUCAUUUCAAAGAUAUGGAACUGGUGGUGGAUUCUUGUUUAGAGCUUCGAGAGGCGACCGAUAUGCGAGCGAUCUCUAAGCUGCUUAUAUCUUGCUCUUCAAGUACAGAGCUUAGCAAAUAUAUAAAGGGCGACUGCUUUUUGAAUUUGACUCCAGGGGAACGAACAGGUGUCGAAUUCAGCUCAUCGCGAUUUGAAAGAGAAUUCGGCAACGAAUUUUCAGAAAGAUAUCAUUGA